CCUUACUGCCGCCCGCGCGCCUCUUGCCUAAGCACUCCUCCGUCCCCAACACCACCAUUUUGGUGAAAUUUUCUGCUCACGACAACCACACACCCGCAACGACACCACCCGCAGCCGCCAAUGCCUCAGAACCAGCACAACGACCGUUUCCUUUGCCCCCUUCUCCUCCGCAGCCAAAUGCUUGUCAACGCCCAGCCCUUCGUCAGAGAUUACCUUGCCACCAUCCGCACCGACGCCGAGCGACGUCGCGGCACCCGCGAGCCUUGAAUCCCUACCGGCUGAUCCAGAGUCUGCCGCGCACAAGUAGCCGGCUCGACGCUCUGCGCGAGCCCUUAUACAACUGAAGUCGCAUAUAAUACAAACAAACAAACAAACCAAACCACCCUCGCUCGGCCGAGUGGUGGCCAACCCCGACAAGGCAUCGCACGAUAGCACCACAAUGCUGCCACCCGCCGCCCCCGCCCUCACCACUGUCCGUGGCUUCGUCCCCACGCCAAUUGCCUCUGGCGACGAGGACAGCGACUACUGUGCGACGCCUCCGCUCAGGGCCGCCAAGCCGAGCAAGCGCGGUCGCAAACCUCCCUGCAUCGACGAUGUCGUCAGUGCAAACUGCAGUCCGGUGCUGCGCGGCAUCAACUCGCCCGGUGUCAGUGGCAUCGCCAAGCUGCGCAGCCAGCUGGAGCCUCUCAGCCUCAUGACAGACUCUUCUCGCGCCAGCACCAUGACGCGCAGCGACAGCCGCCAGCGGGUCAUGAGCAGCAUGAGCCGUUCCGACAGUCACACGGGCCGUAGCGACGACGAGAUAUCCGAGGUCGGCUCCACGAGCUACGAGGUCCGGCUCGAGCAUGACUUUGUCAGUGAAAGCGUGCGCGAAAAGUCCUACAUGGGUCCCAUCGAAGGAGGCGUAGUCACCCGAAAGGUGCAAGCCGGAGAUUUCGAGCCACUGCGUUGUCUUGGCAAGGGGACUUACGGCACGGUGCUUCUGGUCAAGCAGCGCUCCACGGGCAGGCUGUAUGCGCAGAAGCAGUUCAAAAAGGCAUCGGUCGUGGUACACAAGAAGCUGGUCGAGCAGACCAAGACCGAGCGACAGAUCUUGGAGUCAGUCAACCGACACCCUUUCGUGGUGAAGCUCUUCUACGCCUUCCAGGACCACGAGAAGCUCUAUCUCAUACUCGAGUACGGCCAGGGCGGCGAGCUCUUCACCCACUUGAACACCGAAAAGAUGUUCCCCGAGCCGGUCGCGGCCUUCUACAUGGCUGAGAUGGUUCUGGCCCUGGCGCAUCUUCACGACACGUUGGGAGUUGUCUAUCGUGACCUGAAGCCCGAGAACUGCCUGCUUGAUGCACAGGGGCAUCUUUUGCUGACAGACUUUGGUCUCUCGAAAGUUGCCGUCGAAGAUGACUCGAGCUGCAAGUCUAUCCUCGGUACCGUGGAGUAUAUGGCUCCUGAGGUCAUCCUAGGACAGAAGUACGGCAAGGCUGUCGAUUGGUGGUCGUUUGGCGCUCUUGGGUACGACCUUAUGACUGGCAACCCGCCGUUCCGUGGUGGCAACCACGCCAAGAUUCAGCAGAACAUCGUCAAGCAGAAGCUCGUGCUUCCGUAUUUCCUGAGCCCCGACGCCAAGGAUCUGCUGACUCGCCUGCUGCGCAAGGAGUCCGCCAAGCGCUUGGGCAGCAAUAUGCCCAAGGAUCUGCAGAAUAUCAAGAAGCACCGGUUCUUCCGGAAAAUCGACUGGAAGAAGUUGGAAGCUCGAGAGGUUGAGCCACCGAUACAGCCGAUGAUUACGGAUCCGGAGCUGGCCGAGAACUUUGCUCCAGAGUUUACCGAGCUGUCAGUCAGCCCGGUGGUCGCUACCAAGGACCCUUGGAGCGCACUGAGCCCGUCCUACAAGGAGGGUGUCAAGGACGACCCCUUCGGAGGGUUCAGCUAUGUUGCGUCCAGCAGUCUUUUGGAGAACAGCGCCUUCACCAUGUAUGCCGAGGCAUGAGAGAUGACAACACUUGCACGGCGGUCACGCGUUGGCGUGAACCUCAGCGAUUCGCAUUGGAUUUUACAAAGCGUGUUUCAUGAAUAUGCAUGAGCGAGAGCACAUCGGGCACAAGGAAGCACCAUGUGCCCGGAAAAGCAAACAUACAAUUCACAUCAAGCAUUCAUGCAUCAAUACAAUAUGCACAGCUCUAUUACAUCACGAAGGGAUAGAUUAUGAAUGGGAACGAGGGAGGAGGGGAAAUAUCUAUAAAAGUUUGGUUCAUCGGCAAUGCGCGCUUCCUUUAGCAGGCGAUGGCUUUCAUAAUGGUUGGUUCAGCUGUACAAAGAGUCUUGUUUUGUUUUUAAUUUCUUACUGGCGUUAUUUGUAUCAAUGAUAGAAUCAUUUCUAUUCUCAUGAAUACAUUGCUGCCUGAGCCCUGA
Microdochium trichocladiopsis is the source of this 2409-nucleotide messenger RNA. Its product is annotated as kinase-like domain-containing protein. Bases 440 to 1987 code for a protein of 515 amino acids. The record is from RefSeq and is a predicted model, not a curated record. Gene Ontology annotation, molecular function: protein serine/threonine kinase activity; ATP binding. NCBI's taxonomy places the organism in Eukaryota, Fungi, Ascomycota, Sordariomycetes, Xylariales, Microdochiaceae. The transcript has a single exon. Gene Ontology annotation, biological process: protein phosphorylation.